Messenger RNA from Spodoptera littoralis (African cotton leafworm), 3428 nucleotides. The record is from the annotation of a GenBank genome assembly. NCBI's taxonomy places the organism in Eukaryota, Metazoa, Arthropoda, Insecta, Lepidoptera, Noctuidae.
AGGAACUUAACGAGCAUGAUUUGGAGGAAAGGCUUUAUGCUAUGCUACAUCAUGUGGACGAGACAGAGGGUAACUUAACAGCGGACCGCGGCGAAGGUCUAAACAUAUUAGAGAAUGUGCCCCGAAGCACGGUACGUCGUUACUGGCGUACCAGCGAGCCUUCUACUCCGUCUCAAAAGGUGAACGUACAGAAAGAUAUCACACCAACACCUUCUAAUAAUAACAUCAACAACAAACAGCAUCAGAAUGGUGUUAUCCAAAAUAACCAAACACCAAAACCGAAAGAAGAAAAACGUGAGUCGCCACCACGACCUCUUACUGCCGAUCUGUCCAUAUUCCAAACACCUGUACCUCAAAUUAUGAAAAGAACCAUUGAGUUUAUUGAAGAUGAAGAUGAUAAUGCUGUAGUACUUGAAUCUAGUGAUGAGGAUGAGGUUAUUGAAGUGGCAUUACCCCCAAAACCAACCAUUACUAUAGAAAGCUCAGAUGAAGAUGAACUUCAAAUUGUCAACACAGUCACCCCUGCUAAAACUCAAGUUAAUGUGGAUAAGACAAUAACAAGUGGAGAAAGAGACAUUUCAGCCAGUCCUGCACCCUCGGCUGUCUCAUCUGUGUCGGAUGAAUUCAUACGUGGUGAUUGUAUUGCAUUAAAUAUAUCCUCCAGGCAUCAGGACAAUCCCAGCUUUGAUUUUAGUCUCCAUGGAUCUGACCUACUUGAACAGAGUACUCCAUCAAAGAAAAAGAAGAAGAAGAAGAGCAAAGAUGCAGUUACAUCUACUCCUGUCCUCCCCGUUACACCUAGCAAGCCUACCCCUAAUGAUGCGUGCUUUGCUACACCUAAAGGUAAAGUUAAGAAUAAGAAGCAAAAAUCUAAAUUAUAUACAGUGACCGAAAAAAGUAUUCCGAGUGCAGAUGUGUAUGACUCUGACAGUAACCAGUCAGUAGACACAAAUAAGAACAAUCACUCAUAUAUUGUUACUGACAAAAGUCUACCCAGCACUGAUGUCUAUGAAUCAGAUUCAAACCUGUCUGAAUGUAUGAAAGAAAUUACACCCAUUACGAAGCAAAAGAAUACUGAUGUGGAAAGUUCAGACAGCAGCAUUUCUCAAAAUAAACCUGUAGAUCAUGUUACAAAAAAGAAUGAAUCCAGUGUAAACGACACAUCUGCAACCAUUUCUGUUGUAGACUUGACUGGGAAUGAUACUUUUGUAAAUCUGGAUUUGUCCGAGUUAGAAAGUGACCUUGUUAUGGGUAAUGUAUCAGGAUUCUCUGAAUACAAUUACUACGGGGAUGAGACAUCAUCUGGUAAUGACAUUUCAAAAUUUGGCUCAACCAAAAUUCCUUCGAUAUUAAACGAAAAUCUCGAUUUUGAUAAUUUGAAAGGCACUGAGAAAGUUUGCAAACAACGAAGAUACUCUCUGACAACUCUACGGGCUGAAAUGGAGAAAUUCUAUAAUGAGAGCUGGGGCGGAGAGAAUUUUAACCACAGAGAAAUACAGAAAAGCAUGUCACGUGACAAGGACUUAUGGGCGAUUGAUCCGAAGGAUAGGAUGCCAUCACUGCAGAAGAGAAAAGUAACAUGCAACUAUUGCAACCGGCCGGGACACAGAGACGACACGUGUCGCUUGAAGCCGCCCAUCUGCUACAUGUGUGGCUCCACUGGACAUUUCGAGCCUCGCUGUCCGAGGAAGAUCUGCCUUAACUGCGGCUCUCCUAACCACAUGUACUCAUCCAAGUGCCGCAACUGCACCAACUGGGGCAACCUUAAGUGUAACGAGUGUGGACAGCCUGGCCACCCCGCCACCCACUGCCCCGACGUCUGGCGCCGGUACCACAACACUAUAGACUCCACCAGCCACCUGGAGCGAACCAAACAAAAGAAUGGAAGCCAAAUGUACUGCAGCGGGUGCUCUCGGCGCGGACACCUCGUGCACACGUGCCGCUCCACGCUGCCGUUCUCCGGCCUCCCCAUCAACUCGCCCCACGUGUACUCCUACCGCCCAGUCUACCAACCCUCCGGCGACAACACACAGAGGCCACAGCACAUCACUCCUCCCGUCACGCCGCAUAGGAAUGAACGCAACAAACGCCAGUCCAAGUCUCCCACCACACAUGAUUCUCAUUUUAACAAGAAGAGGAACUUGUCCACGGGCGACGAGCCCGAACGUCGCGUCACUAAGAGCCCCGCACCCCAACGGAAAACUUCCGUCAGCAAGGAAACCUCCGAUGAAGGGAACAAAAAAGAACCUAACAAAAAUACGCAGAACGACAAUAAGCUUCAGGCGCCCAUCGAAAAGGCACCUAAUUUCAUUCCCAUCUUCUCUGCAAACCAUGACAAGAAAGGCAACAUGAUUCAAGACAACGAAGUUUCAGAUACGAGCCAUAUCAUCACCUCAGCCCGAAUCUAUGUUACCAAUGACAUCGUUGAGAAGCUCAAUACCGAACAAGGUAAAACAUGGUUGAAGGAAACCACAGAAAAACACAAUGUACAAAUUGAGAACACAGAUGUUUCGUCAUUUUUGGGUAUUAAGGGCAAGCUAGCUGAUCAGGAGGCCUUCCAGGCGGCACUCAGGGACUGGUUCAGUCCUACACCUACCACUCCAGUGUCCACCGUCGCCACCAAGCCAAGUGCUGAAGGCGACACUUGGAGCGUCAUACCGAAGAAUAGAAACAGCUUGUUGCGACAACUCAACUAUGCGUUAAAUUCACUUCAAGAGGAUAUAGGAGACCCCAGCGCGAUAUACAAGGAGCUGACGUUCCUCCAAAAUCGCCACCAACAAUUGUUAAACCAAAAAGUUAUCAGCCCCAAACAGCUGAGUAACAACCGAGGAAACAUUAACCAAAUGCUCAAGAAAUUAAACAUGGUCCUCAUCGGGCAAGCCGGCCUUGCCGACGGGUCGGCCCAUGUUAGUGAACUGUACGCGCUUCAGGAGAAACUCAUGAAUUUAAGACAGAAAGUUAUACCUAACGAUCUCCGAAAAGAGAUCGGACAACAUUAUGCGCUCAUUUUUACAGCGUUCCCAAGAACCGAUUACUUAGAUCUACUAAAAAUUUAUAAUACUACAAAACCGUCUUCUAUGUUGAAGAGGAAGAAGACGCUGAAACUCAAUCCCAAACUAAACAGAUUGAAGUUAAAAGUAAACAGCAUUCCAAAACAACCUAUUCAAAAUGGCAACAAAGAGGAGCGUGUAGAAGUCCCUGGAUCCUGUUGCAACCCGGUCAUGCUACAGAAGUUAGCUUUCUACCACAAGCGACUGCUGAGCGCACGACCCUCGGGCGCUGCUCUCAAGAGAACGCGAGGCGACCUCGUGAGGAGGCUUUACUCCUCCAUCGCCUCAUUAUACAGAAAAGAAAAAAUGUCUUCAAAGAACAUGAAAAAAGUGAAGAAGCUACAGGAACAAGCACAGUUGUUCUUGUCUAAUGUAUAA